Molecule: messenger RNA, 2708 nt
Organism: Strongylocentrotus purpuratus (purple sea urchin)
Lineage: Eukaryota; Metazoa; Echinodermata; Echinoidea; Camarodonta; Strongylocentrotidae
Product: peroxidasin homolog
Exons: 17
Coding region: 152-2626 (824 amino acids)
Biological process (GO): response to oxidative stress
Molecular function (GO): carbohydrate binding; peroxidase activity; heme binding
Source: RefSeq, a predicted model, not a curated record
GUGUGUGUUCUGGUGUCUUAAUGCCAGCUGUCAUUACGGAACUUAUCAAUUGACGUUUCAGUUUGAGAAACGUGGACAUUAGAGAAACACCUCCACCAAUUUCUACUUUCACAGAUUUAAGCGGUGAAAUAUCACUCGGAAAUCAAUCGAAAUGGGUCGAAGUGCCCUGCUCUUUUGCUCCCUGUUGGUCAUUUCCUGCGUGGCCGCCCAGGAUCUAGUUUCUAGAAUCGCCGAACCCGAUAAAGACAGUGUGGAUGCUGAUUCUGGCAAUACACUGUCGGCCAGCGAGCUUUUGGCGCAGUUUAACAGCGGGGACUUUGAUGACGAAGAAUUGGCGGCCUUUGAACUUAUUCGCGAACAUUCGGGUGACUUGACAUCAAAUCUCCCACCUGAAACAUGUGAGGGUAUCAAAACUGCUUAUCACUUUAAAGAAGAAGAAGCGUGCUUAGAGGCGUCCAAUAAGCAGUAUCGCCGACUCGACGGGGCUUGUAACAACCUGAAAAAUCCGAACUGGGGAAAAGCUAAGUGGCCGUUGAGGAGACUACGUAAACCUGUCUAUGCGGAUGGCUAUGAAGCGAUGAGAGUACAUAAGAGGCACCCCGAUGCUACCCUGCCGAAUGCUAGAGAAGUCUCAGUCAAGGUGGGCACCAUAGCCGAGGUAGAGGGCAAUGACCCCACAGGUUCGAUGCUCCUAGCCAUUUUGGGCCAGUUUCUCGAUCAUGACGUUACACACGCGCCUCAAUACAACCGAAAAUGCGAGGAAUGCCCAGCUGUAGAUUCUAAGUACUCCUGCUGCCCCAUUUCAGUUUUUGAGAAAGACGUUCUGUACGAAGGCAAAAUGACAUGCAUGGACUUGCCCCGUACCAUUGGCGUAGAUGCGCAUGACUGCAGCGGCUUCGAGGAGGUGUCCAUCACUAAGGAGCUAGUGGAGUCUGUCGUACCCGUGGUACCGCUGCCGCGUGAACAUCUUAACGAUAUUACCGCGUAUAUCGACGCAUCCGGGGUUUAUGGGUCUUCUGACGAACGGCUUGAGAAGCUUCGUGAUGCUAAGAGCUCCUCACGUUUGGCAACCCAUCAGCUAGGCGAUGCAAACCUACUCCCGUUUCUGCCACUGGACGAGGACCACCACGAAUGCCGCGGCACGCAGGGUGGAACAGUGAAAUGUGGGCUCGCUGGCGACGAGAGGGCUGCAGAACAGCCCACACUCACCGCGCUCCACACCAUCUUCGUCCGCCUGCAUAACAACAUCGUGAGUGAGCUUCAGCUCAUAAACGGUCACUGGGACGAGGAGCGACUGUUCAACGAGACAAGAAAGAUCGUUACUGGUGUGUGGCAGCAUAUUGUAUACAACGAGUACAUGCCAGCCCUUUUUGGUCCCGUAGCGACUGACCAUUUCAAGCUCUCUAUUAAGCCUGGUCGCAAGGAAGUCCCAGACUACAAUGAGAAUCUAAGUGCUACCAUGAGCAACGUGUUCGCUUCAGCAGCCUACCGUUUGGGACAUAGCCAGAUUCCGAGCGAGCUUGAGAUCCGUGAUAAUAAGCACUUCUCUCGGACCGCUGUUCCCCUCCAUCACGCCUUCUUUAACGCCUCUGCUAUGCACGAUGCAGCAAAUAAUGGGAUGAAUGGAUUUGUUCUUGGAAACAUCGCUCAGAAAGUGAACAAGGUUGACCGCCAUGUUACUUCAGCAAUUCAGGGCCAUCUCUUUGAGGAGGAGGAAGACGGAUUCGGUUUGGAUCUCCUUGCAAUGAAUAUUCAGCGUGGACGCGAGCAUGGCAUCCCUUCUUAUGUGGAGUACCGUGAGAUGUGCACACCUAAACGACCAAAGAUAGAAUCUUGGGACGACCUUAAAGGAGUGUUUCUGGAUGAUGGUCUCCUUGACGAACUCCAGGAGCUCUACGGGGAAGAUGGAGUGCGCGAAAUUGACGCGUUCAUCGGCUUCACGAACGAGAAGCACAUGCCUGGAGGUCGAAUUGGCCAUACCCUCGGUUGUCUGCUCGGCGACCAGUUCAAGCGACUUCGUCUUGGGGAUCGUUUCUGGUACGAACGGAAUGCACCGGAGGGUUUCACAGACAGUCAGUUGGACGCUAUCAAAGGCACGUCACUGUCACGUGUUCUCUGCGACACCCUGGACGGUAGCGAGAAUCUCUCCAUCCAGCCAUAUCCCCUGUACACCCCGACAUGUGACACUAAGAAGUUCAAGAAUGAUAUACCAUGGGCACAGUUCAGCAUGGAGAAUCCCUACCCUGAGUUUAAAACCCUGACGUUGCCCAACUUUUCCAACCACCGUGUUCCAUGCUCUGACGAAUCUGAGAUUCCCAAAUUGAACCUCAACCCCUGGAAGGAAGGCGGUGAAGAGAAAAAGAUAAUUAUCUGUGAGCACAAGUCGGCUACAAUCGAUUGCGGAGAUGGCAGUAUCAGCAUUUCUACCGCUGUCUACGGACGAACUGACAGCACAACCUGUCCUCACGACCAAGUAUCAGACACGGCUUGUGGAGUAGACCUAUUGGAUGUUCUCGGUCCAGAUUGUAACGGCCGAAGCCAAUGCGGAAUUAUAGCAAAGAAUAGCCUUGCCGGUGAUCCAUGCCGAGGAACAUUUAAGUAUCUUGAGGUUACUUACACAUGCUAAGUAGAGCCAGUACCGGUAGAUGUAGAGCCAGUACCGGUAGGUGUAGAGCCAGUACCGGUUCUUAAAGAGACGAUCGCCCUCC